AUGCGGUUCAACAAGGGAGAAAAGGGCCCUGACAAGGAUGGCAAAUACUGGAUCUCUGGUGACGGGAUCGAGGCCGCCUUCAUCCCCUACGGUGCCUCCAUCACCAACCUCCUGGUCAAUGAUCAAUACGGAGUCUCCAGAGAUGUCGUUGCCGGCUUCGACAAUGCAACCCACUACAGCAUUGAUGAAGCCCACCCUCACUUUGGUGGUGUACCAGGCAGAUAUGCCAACCGAAUUCGGAACAGCACGUUCGAGAUCGAUGGCAAGAAGUACAAGGUCAAGCCAAACGAUAACCCGACACCAGAGGCUCCUGAGGGUGCAGACACACUCCAUGGAGGACCUGACGGUUGGGACUAUCGCAACUUCACUGUCGUCUCCCACACUAAGUCUAGCAUCACCUUUUCCAUUGUAGACCCAGACGGAAAGGAGGGUUUCCCAGGAGAGGUGGUUUCAUACGUCACCUACACACUUACUGGACGCGACUGGGAUAUCAAGAUUGUGGCACUGGCAACAACUAAAAAGACACCGAUCAUGCUCACCAGCCACACUUACUGGAACCUGGACGGCUUCUCCAACAACGAGACAAGCACGGUAUCCAACCACACUCUACACAUGCCCUACAGUGGUCAGCGUGUGGCUGUCGACAACAUCCUCAUCCCUAAUGGUGACAUUAUCCCAAACAAAAAGGGAUCCGCCAACGACUUUUGGAGUGAGCCCAAGCAUAUUGGUGAUCAAGAGAACAACUCUGAGCUGAAGGGCAACUGCGGCUUUAACUGCACUGGAUAUGAUAACUGCUACAUUGUCAGCCGAGAGCAGCUUGGCAAAUAUGAUUGGCGAACUGAGGGCCCUGUGGCAACUCUGUCUUCAUCCUGGUCCGGAAUUCAGCUUGACAUUUACACCGACCAAGACGCCUUUCAGUUUUACAGCUGCACACAGCAAAACGGUGCCAUUCCUCUCAAGAAGACCCAGGGACUUCAUGACUCGUCCGACUUUCCCCGUACGAUUCCCAAGUAUGGGUGCGUCGUGAUGGAAGUGCAGGAUUGGAUCGAUGGUAUCAACCAUCCAGAGUGGAUGAGAGACCGCAAGCAACUGUUUGAGCCUGGUGGUGAUCCAUAUGUUCUGCAGGCUCGAUACUCUUUCAGCCUCAAGGGCAAGGCUUGA
Fusarium vanettenii 77-13-4 is the source of this 1161-nucleotide messenger RNA. RefSeq lists its product as uncharacterized. Gene Ontology annotation, biological process: beta-D-galactose catabolic process via UDP-galactose, Leloir pathway; glucose metabolic process. Lineage: Eukaryota; Fungi; Ascomycota; Sordariomycetes; Hypocreales; Nectriaceae. Gene Ontology annotation, molecular function: aldose 1-epimerase activity; carbohydrate binding. The record is from RefSeq and is a predicted model, not a curated record. The coding region runs from base 1 to 1161 and encodes 386 amino acids. The transcript is spliced from 3 exons.